Sphaeramia orbicularis (orbiculate cardinalfish) is the source of this 2068-nucleotide messenger RNA. It is a transcript of the gene ccn1, whose product is annotated as cellular communication network factor 1. The transcript has 5 exons. Gene Ontology annotation, cellular component: extracellular region. Gene Ontology annotation, biological process: signal transduction; positive regulation of cell migration; positive regulation of cell differentiation. The record is from RefSeq and is a predicted model, not a curated record. Gene Ontology annotation, molecular function: heparin binding; integrin binding. The coding region runs from base 249 to 1373 and encodes 374 amino acids. NCBI's taxonomy places the organism in Eukaryota, Metazoa, Chordata, Actinopteri, Kurtiformes, Apogonidae.
GGAACGACGUCAGCUUCCCACUACGGUAUAAAAGUCCGGAGGUGGCCGGACCUGAACAGACUGCAACCGCUUUACCCAGAGCCUCAUCUACUCUAAAGGAGCCUCUGACACUAGAGACUACCAGCAAACACAUCAACAGAGAUAGACGACUGAGAGAGGGAAUAUCUAAAGGACUCCUCCGAAGACAGAAUAUAACCUGCAUUUCUAAACAGGAUUCCUCUUGAACACGCACAAGACAUUUAUCCAACAUGCUGAUGCUUACUAUUGCCCUUACCUUCUUUGGGAGCCUCAACUUGGUCCUGUCCUCUUCCUCUUGCCCCUCCGUGUGUGAGUGUCCGCUGGAGAUGCCCAAGUGCGCACCCGGCGUGAGCGUCGUCCUGGACGGCUGCGGCUGCUGCAAAGUCUGCGCCAGGCAACUGAACGAAGACUGCAGCCUGACCGAGCCUUGUGACCACACGAAAGGGCUGGAGUGUAACUUUGGAGCCAGUUUUGCUGCUGCUACCACUCGUGGCAUCUGCCGAGCCAAGUCAGAGGGCAGACCCUGUGAGUACAACAGCAGGAUCUACCAGAACGGAGAGAGCUUCCAGCCCAACUGUAAACACCAGUGCACAUGCAUCGAUGGGGCGGUGGGAUGUGUCCCGCUGUGUCCACAGGAGCUGUCCCUGCCCAACCUGGGCUGUGCCAACCCCAGACUGGUUAAAGUAGCAGGCCAGUGCUGUGAGGAGUGGGUGUGUGACGACAGCAAGGAGACAGACAUCCUAGAGAAGAUCUUUGGAAAAGACACACUGACUGAUGAGUUGGAAAGAGACCUCACCAACAGGAACGAGCUCAUUGCAAUUGUCAAGGGUGGACUCAAGUCCCUACCUGCAUUCAGACCACAGCCUGAAGUCCAGAUGUUUGACAGCCAGAAGUGCAUUGUCCAAACCACACCCUGGUCCCAGUGCUCCAAGAGUUGUGGAACAGGCAUCUCCACCAGAGUCACCAACAACAACAAUGAGUGCAAGCUGGUCAAAGAGACAAGAAUCUGUGAAGUGCGGCCAUGCACUCAGUCACCUUAUUCUAGUCUGAAGAAAGGAAAGAAAUGCAGCAGAACCAAGAAGUCCAGCCAGCCAGUGAAGUUCACCUAUGCCGGCUGCUCUAGCCUCAAGAAGUACAGGCCCAAGUACUGCGGCGCAUGCGUGGACGGGCGCUGCUGCAGCCCUCAUGACACCAGAACCAUCCGUGUCAAGUUCCGCUGCGAGGAUGGCGAGACCUUCAACAAGAACAUCAUGAUGAUCGAGUCCUGCAAGUGCACCUACAACUGUCCCCAUGCCAACGAAGCCUCCUACCCUUUCUACCGCCUCUCCAAUGACAUCCACAAGUUCAGAGACUGAAUGCGAUUGGUGAAGAUUGUCCUUACCCCUCAGCAAGAGCGAGAGAUCCACAAAUGACAGCAGGGGUGUAAAUAGACUACCAAUCAACAACCAGCUUCUUGUUGUAACUAGAUUCCCAAGGAAUUGUGGGCUUACAUCAUGAGGACUUAAUGAAGUGCACUGUUUGCUGUGACUGCAUCAGCAUUCUUAACUAAGAACUGCUUCAUAUUAAUGGAGCAUCAAAAGUAGCUUCGUUAUGGAGCAAGAUGUAACUAAUAUUUGUACAUUUUUGUUAGUCGCUGAUAUCAAUUCACUGUGUAUAUGUUGAUCCUUAACAUCAGACAUGACCCAGACUGUAGACUUGUGUGUGUAUAUGUAGAUAUGCACAUGCGCAACUUCAAUUAGCAUACCAUCCUGUAUCUUACGAACAAGACACCGAAAUGGAACCUCUGGACUUGUUUAACAAGUGUGUGGUUUCAUUCCUUCCUGACGUGGGCAUUAUUGUUCAUGUUUUGUGGCAGCUAUUGAACUCCCUUCAUGAAAAAGACAAAGCGAAACAUGUCAAAGGAUGAAUGAAUGUUUUUAUUAUUGUUAUUAAUAUUAUUUAUCAAAAAUGUAGCUACUUUAUUUGGAUAUUAUGUGUCAUACUGGAAUAAAUUGUAAAAUGAUUUAAUUUUAUAUGCUACAAAUAAAACUGAUUUAUUUAUGAAAUAUGA